Messenger RNA from Coregonus clupeaformis (lake whitefish), 3032 nucleotides. RefSeq names its product hexokinase 1 (gene hk1). The record is from RefSeq and is a predicted model, not a curated record. Lineage: Eukaryota; Metazoa; Chordata; Actinopteri; Salmoniformes; Salmonidae. Gene Ontology annotation, cellular component: cytosol; mitochondrion. Gene Ontology annotation, molecular function: fructokinase activity; D-glucose binding; ATP binding. Bases 189 to 2948 code for a protein of 919 amino acids. Gene Ontology annotation, biological process: glycolytic process; intracellular glucose homeostasis; glucose 6-phosphate metabolic process. The transcript has 18 exons.
UCCAUGUAGUCUGACUUUCUGGGCCCAGGGAGAGAGUGUUGCGAGCCCUAUACAUGACCGGUUUCUCUAGCUUUGUUUGGAUUGAAACUGCGACCUUUUUUGAACCUCCUCACCGGUGAGAGGUGACUAUAGGGAUUUCCCUUUUUUUUUAGCUCUCUAUUUAUUAUUUCACCACAUCGGUGGAUAGGAUGAUAGCAGCACAGCUUCUGGCCUACUACUUCACUGAGUUGAAGGAUGACAAAGUCAAAAAGAUCGAUAAGUACCUGUACGCCAUGCGUUUCUCUGACGAGACGCUAGUGGACAUCAUGAAGCGAUUCAGGAGGGAGCUGGGGAAUGGGCUGGGUCGGGACACCAACCCCACAGCAACCGUCAAGAUGCUGCCCACCUUCGUCAGGUCCAUUCCUGAUGGAUCAGAGAAGGGGGACUUCAUUGCUCUGGAUCUGGGAGGCUCGGCCUUCCGCAUCCUGCGAGUGAAGGUGUCCCAUGAGAAGAAGCAGACAGUUCAGAUGGAGAGCCAGAUCUAUGACACUCCAGAGGACAUCAUCCAUGGCAGCGGCACUCGGCUGUUUGAUCAUGUUGCAGAGUGCCUGGGUGACUUCAUGGAGAAGCAGAAUAUCAAGGAUAAGAAGCUUUCAGUCGGCUUCACCUUCUCAUUCCCCUGUGCACAAACCAAACUGAAUGAGAGUUAUUUGCUCACUUGGACAAAACGCUUUAAAGCCAGUGGAGUUGAGGGAAUGGACGUUGUGACUCUUCUGAACAAGGCCAUCAAAAAACGUGGGGACUAUGAAGCAGACAUCAUGGCAGUGGUCAAUGACACAGUUGGAACCAUGAUGACCUGUGGCUUUGAUGACCAGCGUUGUGAAGUUGGUAUCAUCAUAGGUACAGGUACUAAUGCUUGUUACAUGGAGGAGCUGAGGCACAUUGACCUGGUGGAGGGAGAUGAGGGCAGGAUGUGUAUCAACACAGAGUGGGGAGCCUUUGGGGACGAUGGGAUGCUGGAGGACAUUCGCACAGAGUUUGACAGAGAAAUUGACAGGGGCUCUCUAAACCCAGGGAAACAACUGUUUGAGAAGAUGGUCAGUGGGAUGUACAUGGGCGAACUUGUGCGACUCAUCCUGGUCAAGAUGGCCAAAGAGGGAUUUUUGUUCGAGGGUCGGAUAACGCCUGAACUUCUUACCAAAGGGAAAUUUGAAACCAAACACGUUUCUUCCAUAGAAAAGAGUAAAGAAGGCCUCACCAAAGCCAAGGAUAUCCUAGGUCGCCUGGGUGUAGAACCAUCUGCAGAUGACUGCAUCGCUGUGCAGCACAUAUGCACCAUAGUCUCCCACAGAUCAGCCAACCUCAUUGCUGCCACUCUGGGCGGCAUCCUCUCCAGGCUAAAGGACAACAAAGGGAACCCUCGCCUACGCACCACUGUGGGCAUCGAUGGCUCUCUCUACAAGAUGCACCCUCAAUAUGCCCGGCGUCUCCACAAAACAGUCCGCCGCCUAGUUCCCGAGUCAGAUGUCCGCUUCCUGCUCUCAGAGAGUGGGAGCUCCAAGGGCGCUGCCAUGGUGACCGCCGUGGCCUUCCGGCUGGCUGACCAGCGUCGUCAGAUCACAGAGACCCUGGCUGAGUUCAGACUGACCAGUGACCAGCUGCUGGAGGUGAAGAAGAGGAUGAGGACGGAGAUCCAGAACGGCCUGGGGAAAAAGACCCAUGACAGCGCCACUGUCAAGAUGUGGCCCACAUAUGUACUCAGCACACCAGAUGGAUCAGAAAAUGGGGAUUUCUUGGCUUUGGAUUUAGGAGGGACAAACUUUAGAGUGCUGUUGGUAAAGAUCCGCAGUGGCAAGCGGCGGACAGUAGAGAUGCAUAACAAAAUUUAUGCUAUUCCUAUGGAGGUGAUGCAGGGGACUGGAGAGGAGCUGUUUGACCACAUUGUCCAGUGCAUAUCUGACUUCCUGGACUACAUGGGUAUGAAGAACACUCGCCUGCCUCUGGGCUUCACGUUCUCCUUCCCCUGCAGACAGACCAGCCUGGAUGUGGGCAUCCUGGUAACCUGGACCAAAGGCUUCAAAGCCACUGACUGUGAAGGGGAGGAUGUUGUCGGACUUCUCAGAGAAGGGAUUAAAAGGAGAGAGGAGUUUGACUUGGACGUGGUGGCAGUAGUGAAUGACACAGUGGGGACCAUGAUGACAUGUGCAUAUGAAGAGCCCACCUGUGAGGUUGGCCUGAUCGCAGGAACUGGCAGCAAUGCCUGUUACAUGGAGGAGAUGAGGAACAUUGAGACGGUGGAGGGGGAUGUGGGGAGGAUGUGUGUCAACAUGGAGUGGGGCGCCUUCGGGGACAACGGGUGCCUGGAUGAUAUCAGGACAGAAUAUGACAGAGCUGUGGAUGACUUUUCACUCAACCCUGGAAAACAGAGGUAUGAGAAGAUGUGCAGCGGUAUGUAUCUAGGGGAGAUUGUGCGAAACAUCCUGAUCGACUUGACAAAACGUGGCUUCCUCUUCAGAGGGCAGAUAUCAGAGACCCUAAAGACCAGAGGCAUUUUUGAAACUAAGUUCCUCUCCCAGAUUGAAAGUGACCGGUUGGCGCUACUGCAGGUGAGGUCCAUCCUGCAGCAGCUGGGUCUGGACAGCACAUGUGAUGACAGUAUCAUCGUCAAGGAGGUGUGUGGCACAGUAUCUCGCAGGGCGGCUCAGCUCUGUGGAGCCGGAAUGGCUGCCGUCGUUGACAAAAUCAGAGAGAACCGUGGGCUGAACCAAAUGGACAUCACCGUGGGGGUAGACGGAACACUCUACAAGCUGCAUCCACACUUCUCGGGGAUCAUGCACCAGACAGUGAAAGAGUUGGCCCCUAAGUGCAACGUCAACUUCCUACUCUCUGAGGACGGGAGCGGCAAGGGUGCAGCCCUCAUCACCGCCGUGGGCUGUCGCAUGCGUGAGCAGGAGGAGCAGAAGAACUGAGUCUGUUUGGCCUGCUCCCCUCCUCUUCCUACUCCUCCUCUUCCUCCUCCUCUUCCUCCUCCUCUUCUUCCUCCUCUUCUUCCU